AUGGUGUUGAAGAAUCCCAUAAAUAGUACCGAGUGCCACUACUGGGAUUAUUCCUUUCAUUGGACUGACCUCCACUCCUCUGCCGAUGACCUCAAGCCGUUGGUAUACAGCUGCGAUUCCCUGGUUGACGAAUGUGUGGAGCGCUUGAACAAAAUUCCCUCCGAUGAUGGCGCCGAUAAACGGCCUUUCAAAAAGGAUCUUUAUGGCUUACUGAGGGAUCAUGCGGGGGAGGAUCCAAAGCUUAACGAGCUCUGGGCUGAGAUCAACACAGUUCCGGAAUGGGUUGACUGGGAUCAAAUUCAACGGGCCCAGGAUGCGUUCUUCCGAUAUGGCCUUCCUAUUCUUAAUGUUCUCAACUUUGAAAGUUUACUUGGUGGAAUGGGAGCAACGCGAGUCGUCGAAACCCUUUCGCGAACAGGUGGGUUCGGAGCCAAGGUGGUACGUCGACGAUUACUCGAGACGCUUCAGCAUAUACUUCAGGUCAACAAUUCGAUGGAAGGCAUGAGACCGGGCGGAGACGGCCACAUCUCAUGUGUUCGUGUGCGACUACUUCAUUCCUCUGUCCGCAAGAGGAUCCUAAGUCUGGUAGAUCAGAAUCCAGAAUACUACGAUGUCAAUAAAUACGGAACACCGGUUAACGAUUUAGACUGCAUUGGGACAAUCAACACAUUCUGUAGCUCGGUGAUAUGGAUGGGUCUUCCGCGACAAGGCAUCUACCUCAGUCAGCAAGAGACCGAAGACUACAUCGCGUUGUGGAGACUAGUCGCAUAUUAUAUGGGCACACCGACGGAUCCCUUUGCGAGCACAUCGAAAGCUCGUGCUAUGAUGGAGUCCCUUCUGGUGUCCGAGAUCGAUCCCACCGAGACCGGAAAGAUUCUUGCGAAGAAUAUCAUUAUUGGUCUGGAGAAUACAGCCCCGGCUUUUGCAUCCAAGGAGUUCAUGGAGGCGAUGAGUCGACUACUCAAUGGAGAUCAACUCGCCGAUGAGCUUGAUAUCCCUCGGCCUAAUUUAUACUAUCGGAUGUUGAUCUGGGGAUAUUGUUUCUGGGUUAUGGGUAUUUCAUAUAUCGUGCCAAAGAUAUAUUUCCUCGACAGGAUGAUGAUUUCGCUCCGCCGCAGACGCUUUUACAAGCUAAUCCUCGAUGAGAAAACGGGUCUUGGGGAGGAGUCGCGGUUUGAGUUCAAAUAUGUGCCUACUCUCACUCGCACCACCCGUCUCGGGCAGCGAAGAAGCACAAAAUUUGAAAGAUCCGGGAUCGAAAGUCUGGCGCAUUUAGGUCUUCUGGGGGCUUUUACUGUAGUAGUUACGUUAAGUAUGGGAUUUAUCUUUGCGGUGAGAACGGUUUCUUCGCAGCUCUUCGUGGUUGGAGCUUGA
Messenger RNA from Penicillium robsamsonii, 1374 nucleotides. Its product is annotated as oxygenase MpaB family protein. The record is from RefSeq and is a predicted model, not a curated record. Lineage: Eukaryota; Fungi; Ascomycota; Eurotiomycetes; Eurotiales; Aspergillaceae. Bases 1 to 1374 code for a protein of 457 amino acids. Gene Ontology annotation, molecular function: oxidoreductase activity. The transcript is spliced from 4 exons.